This is a messenger RNA of Prunus mume (Japanese apricot), 1649 nucleotides long. Lineage: Eukaryota; Viridiplantae; Streptophyta; Magnoliopsida; Rosales; Rosaceae. The record is from RefSeq and is a predicted model, not a curated record.
UGGAAAUAGAUACAGACUGUAAUGGCUAUCUGAAUCAUAUGGUUCCAUCAAGAUAAUGAGCUUGGCGUUUGCUAGUUAGUUGCAGAGUUUCAGGAAUUCUUAGGGUUCGAAGAAAGACUCUGUUUUAGUGAGGGUUGUGAUAUAUUUUCAUCGUGUUUGUAUCUGAAAAUGGGGGCCGGAAGGAAAACAGAGACCUUUACUGCACCGCCUAAUCAAGGCCUGGCAACCUACACUACAUCCAUGAGAAAUUUGGUCAAGAAACACCUCGGUGGAGUCAUAUUUGGUUGCAAGGACAUCACAAUCGAUGAAUGUCUAUCUAAACAACUCUUUGGCUUACCAGCUGCACACUUUCUAUAUGUACAGAACAUUUCUCCUGGCUUGCCACUUUUUCUCUUCAAUUACACUGAUAGGAAACUUCAUGGAAUCUAUGAGGCUGCUGGCUAUGGGCAAAUGAAUAUCAAUCCCUGUGGAUGGACCACUGAUGGUUCAAAUACUACGCCAUUUCCUGCACAGGUUAAGUUCCGUGCUCGGCUGCACUGCCGGCCACUGCCUGAAAGUCAGUUUAGAGAGAUAAUUGCCGACAACUACUACAAUGAGUUUCAUUUCUGGUUUGAGCUUGAUCUCGCUCAAACAAGUAAGCUCACAUCUAAGUUAGCAUCUGGAGCAGUUGCUCCAAGUACUCCUGCACUACAGAGAUAUAAGGGAGCAUCUGUGGCAGUUUCUCCAAGUCCUUCUGUACCUCAGAAAUCUAAGUUAGCAUCUGUAGAAGUUACUCCAAGGACUUCUGCACCUCAGAUAUCUAAGUUAGCAUCUGUAGGAGUUGCUCCAAGGACUUCUGAACCACAGAAAACACUGAAUUGGAGAAGUUGUUUUGUGGCUCUGCCAUCGCAUGACACAAUAGAGGAACCUGAGUGGCUUGAACAACUUACAUCAGAGGCUGAGGAUUUGAGUAAUUCAUGUCAGAAUUUGGAUGUCCCAAUUUCGUUUGGAAGAUACGAUCCAUUCAAACCCCAAUUAGAUGUGAAGGAUGCUGAACAAGUGGGGCAGGAACGUGUAUACAAAAAACUGAAAGAUUUAGCGAUCCAUGAUAAUCUUAACAAUGAAUGUCAAGACAUGUCUUUGUCAGGAGACGUUGAAGAUAGUGUUGCAGGAAGUUCUCACUCCUCGUUUGAUCAAAGAAGCAGAGAGAGUCUUUGCUCCUUGUCUGCACAGAAGAGUGGAGAGAUCCCCCUAUCCUUGUUUGAGCAUCAGGCACUCAUAGCUAAGUUGAUUGAAGAGGUGGGAGAGCUAAAGGCUUUUAAGACAGAACAAUCUCAGAAGAUUAGCUAUUUGGAGUACAAGCUGGAGCAGGCAGAGACUGAAAUUCAACGCUUGAAAGUUUGGUUUGAAGAUUGAAUCUGAGUUAGUACACUACUUGUGAGCAUUAAGUUGUAUGCUUUGAGCUAUGCUUGUGGAUGCAUAGUAUACCACUGUAAAGUUUCAUUCUCUCUUGGGCUGUAUGAGUUAAUUAGUAGCAAUUAUAGAGUUGACAUUAUAUGAUGUAUGAGUUAGUCAAGGAUUAAAUGUGCUUUGCUCUGGGGCCUUUGGUAGACAUGGCAGGCCACUUACAAUUAGAAUUCUUAUUAACCCAUCAAUACUAUGAGCUUUUG